UAACGCCUCUCGUCCUCCCCGCCGCCAUCACCGCCCGCGCCAGCGCCGCUUCCGCCCCGCGAGGCCCCCCCGCGCGGGCUGCCCCGCGCGCAGCCUGACCCCGCGCCCUUCCCUGCGGCGCUUCCCGCUCCGCGGCAGCUCCCGCGGGAUUCUCCUCCUCACCCGAGGGGAGCGAGCGCCGCCGGGGACGCCACACGCCGAGCCAGCGCGGAGCGGCGCAGGCAGCGCGGCGGGCGGGCGGAAGAGCCAGCAGGAACCCCGGGGCGGCGCCGAGCGGCGGCGGAUGGAGCUGGUGGCGGGGUGCUACGAGCAGGUGCUGCUGGGGUUCGCCACGCGGCCCGGGCAGUCCUGGACAAUCGUCCCUGAUUUUACACAUCAUGCCCACUCUGCCUCAUUGUCAGCAGUAGCAGUGAAUAACAGAUAUGUGGUCACUGGGAGCAGAGAUGAGACAAUCCAAAUCUAUGACAUGAAAAAGAAGAUAGAGCAUGGGGCGCUGCUACAGCACAAUGGGACAAUAACUUGUUUGGAGUUCUAUGGUACUGCACAUCUAUUGAGUGGGGCUGAAGAUGGACUCAUUUGUAUCUGGAAUACAAAGAGAUGGGAAUGUCUGAAAUCCAUUAAGGCACAUAAGGGACAGGUGACAUCUCUUUCUAUUCAUCCUUCUGGGAAAUUAGCUUUGUCAGUUGGAACAGAUAAAACAUUAAGAACUUGGAAUCUUGUUGAAGGACGAUUAGCCUUCAUCAAAAACCUGAAGCAAAGUGAGUUUAGCAGUCUAAAUCCAAAUAAGGUGGAAUUAGAUAGUUUUAUUUUUUGUGUAAAGAAAAGUUGA
Lepidothrix coronata (blue-crowned manakin) is the source of this 829-nucleotide messenger RNA. RefSeq names its product PAK1 interacting protein 1 (gene PAK1IP1). The transcript is spliced from 5 exons. Lineage: Eukaryota; Metazoa; Chordata; Aves; Passeriformes; Pipridae. Gene Ontology annotation, molecular function: protein binding. The coding region runs from base 284 to 829 and encodes 181 amino acids. The record is from RefSeq and is a predicted model, not a curated record.